AGGAGGUUAAACACCGGAGUGUAAACACAAAGAGUGAAGCUGGUAAAAGGAGCCUCCUGAACACGUUGCACUACCUGUUUGAAUCUCAGAAUCGUGGACUGGCUCAGGCCGCACUGGGAUCUGUGGAAACACUUUAAUUCAGUGGAAUGACACUGACCCCGAUUGACUGCGCGGUCCUGUCUCAUGUCAUCGGACUCUGUGAUACAAUAAAACACCUCGACCUGGGGAACUGCCACAUUCAGUGUGAAGGAAUCCAGCGGCUGGGACCCGGGCUGCACAAGUGCCAGGAGUUGAGACUUGGGGAGAAUGAACUCGGAGAUUCGGGAGUGAAAUUGGUGUCUGUGGCUCUGAGGAACCCGGAGUGUAAAAUACAGAUACUGUGGCUGUGGGAUGUCGGCCUCACAGAUUCUGGCGUCGAGGAUUUCGCCUCCGCUCUCAGUACAAACCCAUCACUGACGGAGCUGGACAUGAGUGAGAAUAAACUGGGAGAUUCAGGAGUGAAACUGGUGUCUGCAGCUCUGAGGAACCCGGAGUGUAAAAUACAGAGACUGUGGCUGAUCGAUGUCGGUCUCUCAGAUUCUGGCGUCGAGGAUCUAGCCUCCGCUCUGAGUACGAACACAUCACUGAUGGAGCUGGACAUGAGUGAGAAUGAACUGGGAGAUGCAGGAGUGAAAAUUGUGUCUGCGGCUCUGAGGAACCCGGAGUGUAAAAUACAGAAACUGCGGCUGACCCGUGUCAGUCUUUCAGAUUCUGGUGCCGAGGAUCUCGUCUCCGCUCUCAGUGCAAACCCAUCACUGAUGGAACUGAACCUGAGUGGUAAUGAACUGGGAGAUUCAGGAGUGAAGCUGGUGUCUGCGGCUCUGAGGAACCCGGAGUGUAAAAUACAGAAACUGUGGCUGUGGGAUGUCGGCCUCACAGAUUCUGGCGUCGAGGAUUUCGCCUCCGCUCUCAGUACAAACCCAUCACUGACGGAGCUGGACAUGAGUGAGAAUAAACUGGGAGAUUCAGGAGUGAAACUGGUGUCUGUGGCUCUGAGGAACCCGGAGUGUAAAAUACAGAAACUGUGGCUUGACAAGGUUGGUCUCACAGAUUCUGGUACCGAGGAACUCGUCUCCGCUCUCAGUACAAACCCAUCACUGACGGUGCUGAACCUGGGAUUAAACUCGCUCACAGACCGAUCUGUCUCCGCUCUCUACCGCCUCAUACUGACCCUCCCGAUUCUGGAGUGGAUCUGCCUGGGGUCGAAUCAGUUCAGUGAGAUCGGGGGUAAGGAACUGAGAUGUCUGCAGGGAGUCAGACCCGGACUGAGAGUGAUCCUGUGACCAUCUGAAUGUGUGAACAUCCCUGUCUGUGGGAUGGUGGCAUUUUGUCCGAUUCUCCGCCCUCCCCUUUAAUGCCGGUCAUUACCUUUAAUGGCCGUGCCAGAUUUAAUUCCCAAUGGUUUUAACGGAACCGGCUCCAGUCUCGAGCUCGGUGACAUCGGAAGCCGUCCCACAGUGACCUAUUUCCGCCUCUUGUCUGGCGGCCACCUGUGUGGGUUCGAGACUGCCCCAGGAAAUACAAAGACCGGAUGAGCCCGAGGUCCAGUGCUCAGUCUGGGACAUCGGUGUCCUGGGGUGGAAUUAUCCAAGGUGACAAUCCUUUUCCUCCCUUUGCUGAGGACGGUGCAUACGACAGCCUGGCCAAUAUAAUGAUGUUAAAUUGACAAAUCCCUCGGCAGUGACCCUGGAUCUGCAGCGAUCCCGAACACGGCCCGGAAGUGUGAUUUUAUAAUCAUCGGUUCCCCGAUGACGGUGAGAAACGGGACUGAUUAUUCAACCGGUCACUCGUUGUCGCCGGUCAGUUAAUUGUGUGUGACUGUGACUGAGUCGGGAGCAGCUUAUUUAUUCCCGCACGUCAGCAGUUCACACAUUGUUUAAUUUACAUUUGUCAUGAUGAAAUCAAUAAACCGCUGUAGCUUCCUG
Messenger RNA from Hypanus sabinus (Atlantic stingray), 1964 nucleotides. RefSeq names its product ribonuclease inhibitor-like. Lineage: Eukaryota; Metazoa; Chordata; Chondrichthyes; Myliobatiformes; Dasyatidae. Bases 147 to 1322 code for a protein of 391 amino acids. Gene Ontology annotation, cellular component: cytoplasm. The record is from RefSeq and is a predicted model, not a curated record. Gene Ontology annotation, molecular function: protein binding. The transcript has 8 exons.